AUGAUUCUGCAGGAAAAUAUCACGCUAUGUGAAGAAUCAAUAGACCGGCUGAAGGGCAGCCAGACUCAGUUGGAGAAGAAGCUUGACACAGUGGUCAAGGAGAAGGCUGUGCAAGACAGACUGAUUCGCGAGACGCAAGAUGCUCUCCUGGACAAAGUGUCUUUGGCGGAGCUCAAUAUGUUCGAGGCCAAAUUUGCGGGAUACACCACAAAGUUGGAACACCAGCAAAUUUUGAACGCCCUGAGUGACUACGCAACUAUCGACGUUGCCGAACGGAUCGCGGAGAAUAUGAAGGUGCUCUCGACUCGCUUUGACGACUACACCCGGACAGCCAAGCUCGAGCAGCAGCUCCAGGAAGUCCGCGACUGGGUCGGCGACGAACUUCAGAAUUAUGCCAAAGUUGCUCAGACCACGACGCGGAUCGAAGAGCUCGCUGUAAACAUCAAAGAGCAGUCCCAACUGUUCGACAGCGUCUAUGCAACGAACAACGACCAGCUAAGAGGCUUGUCGGAUCGCCUCACAUCGAUGUACUCUGAAUUGGCUAAUGAUUUGCAGCAGCGAGCGAUGUACGAUGACUUGCAAGAGACGAAGAACAGUCUGAAGAAAUAUGCACUCCGUGCAGAGACAGAUGCAUUUCAGCAGGACUGUGUGCCCAAGCUGAAAUUCUGUGUGGAUUCCAUCCAAGCCUUUGACGAGCGCUUGAGGGCGCAGGACGAUGCUAUCCAACGCGUGGAUGAAGUGCUCCUUGAUAAGGCUGGAAAGUACGACAUCGUCAUCAUAAACUCCAAGAUCGAGCAGUGUGUUCAAAAGGAAGCUGCAAUGAAAGAAUUUCAUACGCUCUAUGACAAGCUCGAUCGAUUCAACAAGAGGUUCGAGGACUACGUAGAGCAGGAAAGCAAGCGAUUAGACGACUUCCGACCUCCAGACUACGGGCCCAAAUUUGAGGAACUUAAUCAGAAAGUUGCCCUGAAGGCUGACAAAGCGGACUUGGUGGAAAUGUACCAGUUGAAGGCCAAUCGGAUAGAUGCAGACGAGCUGGCCAAGCUUCAGGAUACGAUUCACAGACAGCUCGAGUAUCUUUCAGUGACGACCUUCGGACUUUGUAAGUUGUGCCUUGCAGAGGUCAAGCAGGGUGAAUCAAAGACCUUGCGAAUGCAGCAGCGCACUCAAGUGCUCAUGCAGAGUGAGGCUUUAUGGCACUGGAUCUUGCAUAACGAACCGCCGCCGAAUCUGGAUACAUUAAGACCGCCUCCGCUUCGAGCAGGCAACGAUGGCAACAGCAAUGUGGAUACUGUCAAAGCUGAGCACAUCGACAGACAGAAGCGAACCAUGGAUGAUCACAAGAGGAAUUCUGCUUUCAAGUGUGCCAAAGCUGCCAAAGCUCUUGAGAAUAGAAAGACCCAAGCUGCUACUUACAAGCCCAAUAUCGAGUCAAGAGUCACGCCCUCGAUUAAAGUAAGAGGCGAAGCUGCCAUGUCGCCUGCACAGUCCAAGCAGGCUGAGAGCAACAGUGACAGCCUCGAACGGACAGGUGUGCACGUUGUGAUGCUCAUGACAAGACGGAAGCACAUUGAGCAUGCAGAUUCUUGGCUAGGCGUUCGGUCAGCCUGUGAGCGUCUGCUGGCAGAGAGGGGAAUUGCGUUGAAGGGGGAGAUGCAAAUGUACAUAUGCUGCUUACUACCUCGGUUUUGGCCUCUCAGAUUGAUUUGGCGCUACCGCAUGCGACAUUGGAUGAAGUUGCUCCAAGAAGAGGAGCACACGCAGGUCCACAUUUUGUCAUGCACGACAUGGGCGAGUGUUUUUUUUGGCAAAAUGCAAAUUCACAAUGAUGGAAGAGCUCACACUAUGGUAAUCCGAAAUGAUGGUGAGAUUCUGUGGGCUGGACAUGAUCGAUUUCAGGAGAAGUUUCAAGAAAGGGAAAUGGUGAACGUCUUUAAGGAAGAGUCUCAGCAAGGAGCUCAGCUGUCAUGGCAACAGCAGAAGAGCACGACAAUUGGGGAUCGAGCUCCAGAUUUUGCUGAAGACAACCAGUUGUGUUCACUACAGAGCUCCUUGCACUGGACAUUACCUCAGGUUUUGCUUUGCAUUGAAACAGCUCUGAUCGCCAGAUUGGCAUGGCGUUUACGAGCUGCAGCUGACAGAUGCAAUCUGCUGGAGGAGUGCUUGAAACUGAGAGAGUACAAUGAGGCUCUCAAUAAGGCUGCUUGGAGAGGCUGCCUUGACCAUACGGUGCCUCAGGGGAAUGUUGCUGGCUUGGCGAAGGCGAACACAGAGGCUUUCUUCAAGACACCCUUGGCAGGGCCACAAAAGCCUGUUGAGAAGUAUCAGCGGAUGCAGCCCAUGUUUGGUCGGCAUUCUUACCUGCACUUGCUCUACCAGUUGCUACCUUCGCACGAAGGAGACGCAGAGCAGUUGCUGCGCGAGCUGAAGCAGCCGCCUGCGGUGCGAAGUGGAUCCCUGGAGUUUCCCAAUUCCUUCGUCUUUGGGGUAGCUACAUCUGCGUAUCAAAUUGAGGGCGCAGCGGCUCUUGAUGGUAGAGAGGCCUCCAUUUGGGACACCUUUAGCCAAGCCGAUGGAAAUACCAGUGGUGGUGCGACUGGCGAAGUUGCUUGUGACCACUAUCAUCUAUUUCAGGAGGAUGUGCGCUUGAUGGCCGAACUCGAAGUGAAGGCCUACAGGUUCUCCAUCUCCUGGAGCCGCAUUUUGCUGGGCAGCGGGGAGGUCAACCAGGAAGGAAUCAACUUCUAUUCGGAGCUGAUUGACAGUUUGCUUGAAGCAGGCAUCGAGCCGUGGGUAACACUAUAUCACUGGGAUUUGCCAGAGGUGCUGCACGCAAAAGGUGGCUGGUUGUCCAAGGAAUUGAUCACUGGGGCUUUUGGAAACUACGCUCGGACAUGCUUCCAGCAUUUUGGUGACCGAGUGAAGCACUGGAUUACUCUCAAUGAGCCCUGGUGCAGUGCCGUCUUGGGCUACAACACAGGAGACCAUGCACCAGGUCAUACCCAUGACAAAGACUGUGAGCCAUAUAUUGCAGGCCACAACAUGCUUUUGGCACAUGCGGAAGCCGUCAGAAUCUACCGAGAGGACUUUGCAAAGCAGGGCGGCAAGGUGGGUAUUUCAUUAAAUGCUGAUUGGCGACAAGCGGACACCGAAAGUGAGGAGGACAAGCUUGCUGCAAGCCGUGCGAUGGAAUUCUCGCUUGGAUGGUUUGCGGAGCCUAUCUAUCUUGGGGACUAUCCAAAGUGCAUGAAAGAAGUUUGCAAAGAUCGGCUGCCAGAGUUCUCAGAACUGGAGAAACAGAUGCUCAUGGGAUCAAGUGACUUUUUUGGUCUGAACAGCUACAGUGGGAACUUUGCAAAAGCACCAAAGCAGCCAUUCCAGGGGAUUGGAUACUGGGAAGACAUUGGUGUUGAAUGGUGGCAUACGGACCACAAUUGGGAGAGAACUGACAUGGGAUGGCCAGUGGUUCCUUGGUCGCUUCGAGAGAUCUUGCUCUAUGUCCAGGAGAAGUAUAAUCCUGCAGGUGGCAUUGUUAUAACCGAGAAUGGUUGUGCAUGUGAAUCUGAAGAUUCUGCAGAGCUGGACAAGAGGCCUGGUGCCCUGGUUCCUUGCCAAUGGGAUAGUCGAAGGCAGAAUAAUUUGGAUGCAACAUUUGAUGACUCAGAGCGCGUUCGAUUCUUCAGGGCUCACUUGAGCGCUGUCCACGCUGCGGUUGAGCGUGGUGCAAAGGUAUGGGGAUACUUUGCCUGGUCCUUUCUGGAUAACUUUGAAUGGGCCGAAGGUUAUGAGAAGCGCUUUGGAAUUGUCAGAGUGAACUUCAUGACUCAGGAGAGAACCGUCAAGUCAUCUGGCCGCUUCCUGGCGAGUGUCUUCAAGGCCAAGUGUCUUGAAGCCCCUGGCAAGGAGGCGCUGCAGAAUUCUCUUGUCGCUGUUUUUGCAGUCGCAUUGUCCGACAUUAUCAGCGCUUUCAGGAGCAGUAUUCUGGGCGAACCUUCUGAUGCGAGGAACAAAAAGUUGCCCACAUGCAGCUUAGAAGCAGUGCCCAGUAUGCAGCAAAAACUCCGUGAAGCUCAGGAAGGGCUAGAGAAGGCUCGAAGUCAACGGAGCGCUCAAAGGCUUGACAUCCUUGCGUUAGCACACGGGCCGCUGUCUGGGACUUCUUGGCAGAUAUUUACGCGAUGGGCAGAUUAUGUUUCAUCUGCACACAGCCACAGAAGACAGGUGAAGUUGCUGCUCUUCGCGAAAAAAUCAUGCCUUCUGCAGGACAUUUUCAAUUCAUGGCACGCGACCCUGAGGUGCAACAGAAGGAAGCCAAAAUUGACUUUCAGCAUUGUGGAUUCCCGCUCCGAACAAGUUGCAAGACGCACAACGAGCAGGCUUUCGAUGUUUUUCGAUGCUUGGCGUCAUGUUGCGGCUUUCAACGAAAAGACUCAGGCAGCAGCAACCUUCCAGAAUGUUUUUCCUACAAGGACAGCCUCAUUCUGUAUCCAGCACCAAAGAAGAGUUCAGCUCGCUGAGAGCUUGUGGACGUGGCGGAAUUUUGCUAGCAGAGAAGCUCAAGAGGAAGAACAUGCAAGCAUCUGCCACACUUGCGAGAGCCAAGAGGCAAUGGCUUCCAGGAGGCAGUUGGCUGACCUGCGAGGGACCUCUAUCUGUCAGGAUGCAUGGAAAUGGAAUUUGCUCCGAACAAGUUUAAGCAGCUGGAUUUGGAGCUCCAUCAGCUCCAGAUUGCGGGAAAGGUGUGAGUCUUUGCAGGAGGUUCAGAGACUAAGUUUGACCUUAGCUGCUGCCGAAGGACAAGAGCGCAGCGUCAAAAUGGCUUUGGGAGCUUUGGCCUGUGCUUCGUCUCUCAGGCGACUCUUGUGCAGACGGCAGCACAUUGCUUUCAAACAUUGGCGUUCACGGCAGGCCAGCCAUGGCAUCUUUGUGGAGCUUGAGGCGGCCAAAAGCUCUGCCGCUCUCCUAUCACUCAACAGACAAUGCCUUGAGGACUGGCCGGGUUUGUAG
Messenger RNA from Cladocopium goreaui, 5007 nucleotides. Lineage: Eukaryota; Dinophyceae; Suessiales; Symbiodiniaceae. The record is from the annotation of a GenBank genome assembly.